AUCGAUAAGUCAGAGGCAUCGAUUUGCUCACAUUUCUUGGGUGUUUUAGCGUGAAAAAAACGCCUAAAUAAACGAAUCGGCAGCGUGUCAGGCAAGAAAGUGCAACUAACGGAUAGCCGUUCACGCCGCAGUCGAGGUUUAGAGCCAUUGACGCCAUCGAAGGCGUUGAAAAAACGUCGCAGCAGAGUGUUUACUAGGCAAGGGGUGCAGCGAAGGAGGGUGUUGGGUGCGUACGUGUGUAUGUGUGCGCCAGUGAGUGGCAGAGGAAACGGCAGAGGAGCAGCAACGGAUGUAGCUCAUUGCCCGGACCCCUCAGUGGAUACCACAAACAACGAGCGUAAGCGUACGCAGGCCAACUUAGAAGCACAAAGAAAAUAAACACUGGAAACCGAAGACGAGGCCUUCUGGAACUGGAACAGAUCUGCUCAACAGCCGCAACCGCGUCGGUGACCGCACCCUAAUGUCAAAUAGUCAAGCGAAUGCCGGCAACAGCGGUAACGCGGUAGCGGAUGAACCAACCCAGCACCACCCCCCCUUGGCGGCCGCCCCUGCAAAUGCAUCCUGCCCACCAGCGACGCCGGCGUCGCAGUCGACGCAUCAGCCCCCGCAUAUAGUUGGUGCCUCAACAGCUGAUGCGGGCAGCGGCGUUGUUGUCGGCGUCGGCGUCUCCGUUGGCGUCGUCGCUGGCAGCGAUGGUGUCAAUUUGGAUUCGUCGCCACGCGAGUCUGGGGACGAUUCGGAGGACGAAAGCGAAAUCCUGGAGGAAUCGCCCUGUGGGCGCUGGCUAAAGCGGCGUGAGGAGGUUGAUCAACGAGACGUGCCCGGGAUCGAUUGCGUCCAUCUGGCCAUGGACACCGAGGAGGGUGUGGAGGUCGUGUGGAAUGAGGUGCAAUAUGCCAGCCUGCAGGAGCUGAAGUCGCAGGAGGAGAAGAUGCGGCAGGUGUUCGACAAUCUGCUGCAGCUCGAUCACCAGAAUAUCGUUAAGUUCCACCGCUAUUGGACGGACACGCAGCACGCGGAGCGGCCUCGGGUGGUCUUCAUCACGGAGUACAUGUCGAGCGGGUCCCUGAAACAGUUCCUCAAGCGCACUAAGCGCAACGCCAAGCGAUUGCCGCUGGAGUCGUGGCGUCGGUGGUGCACCCAGAUCUUGUCCGCGCUCAGCUAUUUGCAUUCCUGCUCGCCGCCCAUCAUCCACGGCAACUUAACCUGUGAUAGCAUCUUCAUCCAGCACAAUGGCCUGGUCAAGAUCGGCUCAGUGGUCCCGGACGCGGUCCACUACAGUGUCCGCCGGGGACGGGAACGGGAGAGGGAACGAGAGCGAGGCGCCCACUACUUCCAGGCACCGGAGUACGGAGCCGCCGACCAGUUGACAGCUGCCCUCGACAUCUAUGCCUUCGGGAUGUGCGCCCUGGAGAUGGCCGCUCUGGAAAUCCAGCCCAACAAUAGCGAGUCGACUGCCAUUAAUGAGGAGACCAUUCAGCGCACAAUCUUCAGCCUGGAAAACGAUCUGCAGCGCGACCUGAUACGAAAGUGUCUCAAUCCGCAGCCGCAGGACCGGCCCAGCGCCAACGAUCUGCUUUUUCACCCACUGCUUUUCGAGGUGCAUUCCCUCAAGCUGUUGACUGCCCAUUGCCUGGUCUUCUCGCCUGCCAACCGCACCAUGUUCUCGGAAACCGCCUUCGACGGCCUGAUGCAGCGCUACUACCAACCGGAUGUGGUUAUGGCCCAGUUGCGGCUGGCCGGCGGGCAGGAGCGGCAGUAUCGACUCGCUGACGUUUCGGGCGCCGACAAGCUGGAAAAGUUCGUUGAGGACGUCAAGUACGGUGUGUAUCCGCUUAUUACGUACAGCGGCAAGAAGCCGCCCAAUUUCCGCUCGCGGGCCGCCUCCCCGGAGCGGGCUGACUCCGUGAAAUCGGCCACGCCGGAGCCGGUGGAUACGGAGUCACGGCGCAUCGUUAACAUGAUGUGCAGUGUUAAAAUCAAGGAGGAUAGCAAUGACAUAACCAUGACAAUACUGCUGCGCAUGGACGACAAAAUGAAUCGCCAACUGACAUGCCAAGUUAACGAGAACGAUACGGCGGCGGAUCUCACCAGCGAACUGGUGCGCCUAGGCUUCGUCCACCUCGACGAUCAGGACAAGAUUCAGGUGCUGCUGGAGGAGACGCUCAAGGCGGGCGUUAUGAGCGACGGUGCCGGGGCAGAGAGUUCCGGUGCGGGGGUGACCACCACGGCGACCAUGGCAGCCUUGGAGCAGCUGGAGCGCAACUGGUCGAUAUCCUCGGAUGCAGACCAGCAGGGCACUGCCGUGAUGUAUGUGCCGCAGGAACAGCAGCAGCACACGGAUGUGGAAGUCGAGGUGGAACAGUCGGGCACGACGAGCAAUUGAAAGUAUCAGCUUAGUAUUCAGGGCAGGCCGGCGCGUAUUGUUUUUAUUAUAUUGGGAAAUUACACAUUACGAUUUUAUUACUACUAUUAUUUGUUAUUUUUAUAUAUAUACCUAUAUAUAUGUAUAUGUAUGUAUGUAUUUGAAAUAAUAUUUAUGUAUGUAUGUACCAUAAAAGAUGUUGAACCAGGCUUCCAGGCUAAAGAAUUCGAUGACAUAGGACACACACACCACACCAGGGUGGGUCGACUCGCAUGAAUACGAUAAAAACAAAAAGUUGCAGGAUCAAACGAGUCAUUUAACGAAAAUCUGGGUCUUAGAAAUUAUAUAAAAAAUGUGUGUUUUGACGUAGAAGUCCAGAAAACGUAAACGGGAUAUUUAGAAACAUUUUGCUGUUAACCACGACUUUCCUCCCCUACUAAAAAUAAUAUAUUAGUCCUAUAGUUUCAUUAGCGAAAAUGCUCAGAAUUGGUUUGUUUUUUAAACUCAUGCCCAAAAUAAUAUAUCGAUCCACCUCAGAACACACACUUUUGAAAGCAAGCAGCUAAUGAGCUUACAAAUAUCAAAGCAUUGGCUUAGCAAAACUCUGGAACGAGCGCGAAUGGAAUUCGCAGCUCUGAAUGCUAGACAGGAUUCGAAAACAGAAAUUCAGACACCCUCAGAUUUCGAAAAAAAAACAUCUGGACGCCAAUAUGAAUAUGAUUUAUUCUAGGACUAUAUUAAAUUUGAUAAAUUAGCCAUGCCGCGACGAGAACAAAACCUAAAACCGCAGUGGAAUGUAUUUAAAUGUAUUACAAAUAUAAAAAAAUACGCAAGGCCACGAAAAAUAAUAAAUAAAUUAUUUAACUAAAAAACUAUAUAAACACAAGCAGAGCAUGCAACAAAAAUAAUACACAACAGACAUAGCUACACUAUUAUUAAAUAAAUAAAGAUGGCAACCAGCUGACUAAUUAUA
Drosophila eugracilis is the source of this 3338-nucleotide messenger RNA. RefSeq names its product nuclear receptor-binding protein homolog (gene Madm). Gene Ontology annotation, molecular function: ATP binding; protein kinase activity. The record is from RefSeq and is a predicted model, not a curated record. NCBI's taxonomy places the organism in Eukaryota, Metazoa, Arthropoda, Insecta, Diptera, Drosophilidae. The transcript is spliced from 2 exons. Bases 461 to 2386 code for a protein of 641 amino acids. Gene Ontology annotation, cellular component: cytoplasm; endomembrane system. Gene Ontology annotation, biological process: intracellular signal transduction; endoplasmic reticulum to Golgi vesicle-mediated transport; protein phosphorylation.